Spodoptera litura is the source of this 2682-nucleotide messenger RNA. RefSeq names its product FERRY endosomal RAB5 effector complex subunit 3. Gene Ontology annotation, cellular component: cytoplasm. NCBI's taxonomy places the organism in Eukaryota, Metazoa, Arthropoda, Insecta, Lepidoptera, Noctuidae. The record is from RefSeq and is a predicted model, not a curated record.
GCACCUCUGCCUACCCCUUCAGGGUAAAAAGGCGUAAUGUUAUGUAUAUAUAUGUCGUGUAUUGAAUAGAUGACAAUGACACAACACAAGGCACACAUUGCGGUGCCCGACAGAGCUUUCAUUGAAUAUUUCGGAAACUGAAAAAUAUUUAUUGGCAAUGUGUUAGUGCACUGUUGGCGCUGUGGCUGUUGGACAACUGGCUACUACGUGUCGCGGGUUCGAUUCCCGCACGAAACACUCUCUGUGUGAUUUACUAAUUGUUGUUUUAACUGUAGGUAUGAUGAGUAUUUAUAUGUAUGAAUUUGUAUGUUUCCAAACGCAUCCACAACAGAGGAGAAAACACAAAUUGGGGAUUGUCACUUAAAUUAGCAAGCACCAGUUGAUUAUCACGGCAUAACAAUAAAUUGUAGGUACCAAUGUUCAAGUUGUCAACCUGUUAGAAAAAUAGUGUACCGUACAAAAAUAUGACUAAUAAGCUGCACAGUGUUUAACAGAACAUGGUGACUUGAGUGGCACGAACAGCCCCGUCGUUGUUCAAUACUUAUGUAAUAGACGUAAUUUUAAAGACGAAGUAUAUCCUAAUAUCCCAAUAAUUUGGCGGCAUAGUUGGCGCAAUGAUUAGGCGACCGAUUGCUGCAGAACGUGUCGCGGGCAUGGGUUUAAUUCUCGCAGGAAACAUUCUUUUAGUGAUCUACGAAUUGUUGUUUCGUGUGUGGGAAUGAUGUGAAUUAAUCAUAUGUUUGUAAACGUAGUUUUAUAGAAAAAAAAAAUUCAGAACGAAAUUUCACCUGUCUGUCACUGAUAUCGAGUGACAAAUGACAGAUGACGGAAACCAGACGACAGGAAUUGACAGGAUGCGAUGAUGCGAUAGAUGAAUCUAAUAUAAACAUUUAAAUAAUGUAAAAUAAUGUAGGCGUAUAUUUGUUGAUGUGUCUAAGUUAGCUUAAGUGAUUUGAUCAAAGAAGAAAUAACUACUGCUACAAUACGUUUGUGUUAGUGUUUCAUCAUGACUGGAGAGACGGUUCAAAAUAUCACCAAAACAUUCAAAUAUUCAUUCCCGACAUGUACGAACGAAGAAAUCCACUUCAACCUGGAGGUGCCAGUGGACAUUCCUCACGCCGGCUCCACCAGGGAGCUGGUGCAACGAGUUAUCAACAUGUUUCAUGUGCCUGUGUAUUUAGAAGAAGAACUGAAUGAGAAAUUAGCACAGUUUGUAGCAGAAGAAACCAAAAACUUCCACAAUGAGAGAGACAGGAAACUGCUGAACCAACUUAAGAACAGUGAAAUCAAUGUAGAAGGCAUAAUCAAGAACUGGGAGAAGUUGUUUAAAGACAAUGUGAUGGAGUUUGCAGAACAGAAGGGCACGUCCGAUGAAGAGGUGUUUGCAGCGGCAUACCACAAGCUGGUACACUCACCUGCCCUGGAAACUAUCCUGCAAGUUGAGAACUCAUAUGCCAAAACUGUGAUGAACACACUCAAGAGCAGGGAUGAAGAUAUUGAGAAACUCACUCAAAAGCAGACUGAAGAAAUGGAGGAGAAAGUCCGUAUGCUAAACAUCUCUAGCACAGAGGAAGAGAUCAAUGAGCUAGCAGCACAGCAGUUUGAGCAGCAAGCUCUGGUGGCCGGGCGCUGGGGCUCCCAGCUGGACGCGCUGCGCCAGACACAGCGCGCGCAGCACCGCGCCUGGCUCAUGGACACGCUGCAGGAGUACCAGAGCACCUCGGCACUCAACACACCAAGUAACUCUCCACUGGCGACAUUCUCCCCGGAGAGCGUGUCUCUACCGGCGCCAGUGGCGGCUGGCGGCGCGCGACUAGAGGAGAGCUUCACCAUCCACCUCGGCAGCCAGCUCAAGCAGACACAUAACAUACGCAUCGUCGCCAUGGACCUGCUCGACCUCUGCGCCGUCGAACAAGUUGACAAUCCGGCGGAGUCGUCCCGUCGCCUGCAGACGGCGCUGUCGCUGUACUCGGGCGAGCUGGCGGGCUGCGUGGUGCUGGGCGAGGCGCCGCCGCGCCGGCCCGCGCCGCCCACCACGCGCCUGCUGGCCGCCGCCGACCUCAGCACCGAGCACCACUUCCCCAGCAUGGACGCGCAGCUCAGGGACAUCAGCGAACGACUGCUGGAACCGGUGGAGCGCCGCAACUCUCAGCGGUUACAAGCGGACGGCGCGGGGGGAGCGGGGUCGCGCGGGCGCAGUCGCCGCGACCUGCAGACUGGAGACAUCUUUAUCACGAAGCACAGCAACCUCGCCGAGGUGCACGUCGUCUUCCAUCUCAUGGUGGACGAUUCUUCGCUCCGAUCGGGAGACAUAACGUCCCGUCACCCUGCUAUCCUGGGCCUGCGCAACAUACUGAAGGCGGCGUGCAGUAACGAUAUCACCAGCCUCGCCAUACCGCUACUACUGCGACACGAGAUGUCAGAGGAGAUGACGGCGGCAUGGUGCGUGCGGCGCGCGGAGCUGGUGCUGAAGUGCGUGAAGGGGUUCAUGCUGGAGGCGGCGGGCUGGGGCGGCGCCGACCUGCGCACGCUCACGGCGGCGCUGCCCGCCAACAUCGCGCCCGCCCUGUUCGCUCCGCUCGCCGCGCUCACGCCCAACAUAUUCCGCGUCUCCAACCCCGUCAAGUUCAAGGCGCCCAAUAAAACAGACUCCUUGUAAUUCAUUCCUUUAUUUAUUUAUUA